Molecule: messenger RNA, 4228 nt
Organism: Synchiropus splendidus (mandarinfish)
Lineage: Eukaryota; Metazoa; Chordata; Actinopteri; Syngnathiformes; Callionymidae
Product: WD repeat-containing protein 19-like
Exons: 36
Coding region: 97-4146 (1349 amino acids)
Biological process (GO): cilium assembly; intraciliary retrograde transport
Cellular component (GO): cilium; intraciliary transport particle A
Molecular function (GO): protein binding
Source: RefSeq, a predicted model, not a curated record
CGCAAAGCAUUAUGGGAUACAUGUUGCUGCUCAUCUCUGAGAAUCCACUGAAACAGGACCUCGUAACUUUAAACUAAAUGUCAAACAAUUGCCGAGAUGAAGAGUGUCUUUAUCCUCGCUGAUAAAGCCUGGUCUGGGUCCAGUCUGCUAUAUAAGUGGCAGAAAAGCCUUGGAAACUACAUCGCAGUUGCUGGGCAGGACAACACUGUCAAAGUGUUCGAUCGACAUGGCCACAGACAGAGUGAGCUCAACCUGCCGGGACGAUGUGUGGGAAUGGACUGGGACAAAGAUGGGGACAUUUUAGCUGUGAUUGCUGCCAAAUCCAGCUCCAUUUUUCUCUGGGAUGCCAGUGUGAAUAAAACAUCCCAAAUAGACAGUGGAAUGAGAGAUCAGAUGUCUAUCAUCUUGUGGUCAAAGACUGGACCUCUGUUGGCGGUUGGCACUGUGAAAGGGAACUUGUUGAUCUACAAUCAGCAGACAUCACGCAAGAUCCCAGUUUUGGGUAAACACACCAAAAGAAUCACCUGUGGAUGCUGGAGUGCCCAAAAUCUGCUGGCUCUGGGAAGUGAUGACAGCACUCUGAGCAUCAGUAACCAGGAGGGUGAUACAGUCAGACAGACAACUUUGCGUGGUGAGCCUGGUGAAAUACACUUUUCAGUGAUGAAGACGGAUGAAAGGUCCUCUCAAGGAGAGAGCACUGUGAGUGUCUCCGUGGAGAAGAAGAUCCUGAUGCUUUUUAGUGUCAAUGACCCUGAGAAUCGGAUUGAAUUGACCUUCCAGCGUCACUACGGAAGCAUCGUGAGCCACAGCUGGUACGGCGAUGGCUACAUCCUCAUCGGUUUCUCUCAUGGAUACUUUGUGGUCAUUUCGACACACAUCAGGGAAAUUGGGCAGGAGCUCUACCAGACACGGAAUCAUAAGGACAAUCUCACCAGUGUGGCCAUCUCAUCCGCUCUGAACAAGGCGGCCUCGUGCGGGGACAACAGUGUAAAGAUACACGAGCUGUCAGAGCUACAUAACAUCAGCAAUGUCGUCCAGUUGGAGGAUGAAACGAAAGGUCUGGACCGCCUGAGCUGGACAGAUGAUGGACAGCUGUUGGCAGUCUCCACACAAAGAGGGACGCUCCAUGUCCUGCUGACUAAGUUACCUAUUCUAGGAGAUAGCUACGGGACACGACUGGCUUUCCUCACAUCCUUGCUGGAGGUGACUGUGAUGAACCAGGUGGAAGGGGAGAGUCCUGUGACCAUUCAGGUGGAAGUUGAGCCCACUUUCAUUGCAGUGGGACCCUACCACGUGGCAGUGGGAAUGAACAACCGAGCUUGGUUCUAUGUGCUGGUCGAACAAGAGCCUGGUUUUAUCAAACUGAAGGACAUCGAGUACCUGGGGACGAUCGUCAGCAUGUGUCUGAAUUCUGACUACGCUGCAGCUUUGUUUGAAGGCAAGGUUCAGCUUCACAUGAUCGAAGGUAGAGACCAUGAGGAGAGAAAGCAGAUGAAAUUGUUUCCAGAUGACGACAGGAAAGGUCGCAUCCUUUGUCAUGCGCUGACCGCUGACUUCCUCUACUAUGGCACUGAUUCUGGUAAUGUGGUGACUGUCCUGGUUGAGGAUCUGGAGACUGUGAGCAGCUACAGUCACGAGGUGGGGGUGAGGAAAAUCUUCCCGGACCUGAACGGCACCCGGUUGGUCUUCAUCGAUGACAAGAACAGCUGUUUCUUGCUUUCACCUUCAAGUGCGUCUGAUUCCUGCUUUGAGCUUCCUAACUUCUCUCCAACCAUCACUGGAGUGCUGUGGGACAACUGGCACGCAGACAGGGGAGUGUUUGUUGCCUACGAUGAUGACAAAGUUUACACCUAUGCCCUUCACAAGACCACCAUAUAUGGCCCCCAGGUGCUGUUGGUAGGCAGCACUCCGCUCCUGUUUUCCCAGAAGCCUUUGCUGCUGUACAAUGGUGUGCUGACCUGCCAGACCGCCAGUGGAAAGACGAGCGAAGUGGUGCUGAGCACACACUCUUUUCUCAAACACCAAAGUGGCACAUCAUCAGAGUCUGCAUCAGAGCUCAGUACGCAACUGGACCUGGCGCUCAAACUGAAACGGUUCCAUGAAGCCUGUGACCUGUGUAAGUCCGGGGGAAGUGACUCGGACUGGGUGGAGCUGGGGAAAGCCUGUCUGGUCCACAUGGAGGUUGAGCUGGCCAUACAGGUGUACAGAAUGAGCGGCAACGUUGGGAUGGUGCUGUCUCUGCAGGGCAUCCAGGGGAUCGAGGACAGGAACUUGCUAUCAGGGCACUUGGCCAUGUUUCUGGGGGACUACAACCUGGCCCAGGACCUCUACCUCUCCUCCAGCAGCCCCAUUGCAGCGCUGAGGAUGAGGAGAGACCUGCUACACUGGGACAGUGCUCUCAAGUUAGCCAAGAGUCUAGCAGAGGACCAGAUUCCUUUUAUUUCCAAAGAAUACGCCAUCCAUCUGGAGUUCAUAGGAGACUAUGUGAACGCGCUCGCUCACUACGAGAAAGGCAUGACACAUAAUAAUAAAUUCCAGGAGCAUGAUGAGGCGUGUCAGGCUGGCGUAGCCAGAAUGUCCAUCAGGAUGGGCGACGUCAGACGAGGCGCCACGCAGGCCAUCAAGCACCCGAGCAGAAUCCUGAAGAAAGAAUGUGGAGCCAUUCUGGAGAGCAUGAAGCAAUUUUCAGAGGCUGCGCAGCUUUAUGAAAAAGGACAGUACUACGACAAAGCCGCGUCUGUUUACAUUCGCUGCAAGAACUGGACCAAAGUGGGAGAGUUGCUGCCUCACGUCUCCUCCUCGAAAAUCCACCUGCAGUAUGCGAAAGCCAAGGAGGCGGAUGGGAAGUACAAGGAAGCAGCGCAGGCCUAUCAGAGCGCACAGGACUGGGAUAAUGUCAUCCGGGUUCUUCUGGACCAUUUGAACAAUCCAGAAGACGCGGUACGCAUCGUCCGCGACACGCAGAGCAUUGAUGGAGCCAAGAUGGUCGCCAGGUUCUUCCUCUCACUGAAUGACUACGGUUCUGCCAUCCACUUCCUGGUCUUGUCUCAGUGCAACGAUGAGGCCUUUCAGCUGGCUCAGCAGCAUGGACAGAUGGAGGUCUACGCCGACAUCAUUGGUGCUGAGGCCACUCAGGAGGACUACCAGAGCAUCGCUCUCUACUUUGAAGCUGAGAAGAAACACUUGCAGGCUGGGAAGUUCUUUAGGAAGUGUGGACAGUUCAGCAGAGCUCUGAAACACUUCAUGAAGUGCCCAAACUCAGAGGACAACAUGGCUGUGGAGAUGGCCAUCGAGGCGGUGGGUCAGGCUAAGGACGCCUCGCUGACCAAUCAGUUCAUCGAUUACCUCCUGGGAGAGAGUGACGGGGUCCCCAAGGAUCCCAAAUAUCUCUUCCGCCUCUACAUGGCGCUGCAGCAGUACAGAGAAGCCGCUCGCACGGCCAUCAUCAUCGCCAGGGAAGACCAGUGUGCUGGAAAUUACCGCAAUGCUCACGACGUCCUGUUCAGCAUGUACACGGAGCUCCAGGCCCAGAAGAUCAGGAUUCCUGCUGAGAUGAACAACAACCUGAUGAUCCUGCAUUCCUAUCUGCUGGUGAAGAUCCACGUGAAGAGGGGAGACCACCUCAAAGGCGCCCGCAUGCUCAUCCGUGUCAGCAACAACAUCAGCAAGUUUCCUGCCCAUGUUGUUCCCAUCUUGACGUCAGCAGUCAUCGAGUGUCACCGAGCUGGACUGAAGAAUUCAGCCUUCAGCUUCGCAGCCAUGAUAAUGAGGCCGGAGUACAGGAACAACAUUGACCCCAAGUACAGGAAGAAGAUCGAGGCCAUAGUCAGACGGCCAGAUAAUUCGGAGCUGGAGGAGGAAAGCACCCCGUGUCCCUUCUGUGGUUUCCAGCUGCCCCAGAAUGAGCUGCUGUGCAUCUCCUGCAAGAACAACCUGCCCUACUGCAUCGCCACGGGCCGUCACAUGCUGAAGGAAGACUGGUGUGUGUGUCCACACUGCGAGUUCCCGGCCCUCUACUCCCAGUUCAUCCUGCUGCUGGAGGCGGAGCCCACCUGUCCUAUGUGCUCCGAAACUGUGAGGGUCAACGACCUGAAGAAGAUCUCCGACUGCUCCAAAUACCUGCAGACCGACCUCCAGGACCAAUGAAGGGAUGCGCUGACGAUUCUCAGCAACUGUAGCUACUUGUGUAGUACUUUUGCAAUAAAGCUCUUAAAUGUUUAUCACACAA